This is a messenger RNA of Myodes glareolus (Bank vole), 2700 nucleotides long. It is a transcript of the gene Ptdss1, whose product is annotated as phosphatidylserine synthase 1. The record is from RefSeq and is a predicted model, not a curated record. Lineage: Eukaryota; Metazoa; Chordata; Mammalia; Rodentia; Cricetidae. Gene Ontology annotation, molecular function: L-serine-phosphatidylethanolamine phosphatidyltransferase activity. Gene Ontology annotation, biological process: phosphatidylserine biosynthetic process.
CGGAUUGGGAGGGGGAGUCGGUGGACAGAGCCUGCCAGGGUCUUGGAGGACCUGCUACCGAUCGACACGUUCUCCAAUUCAGUGACUCCACGGCUCUGCAAGGGAGGGUUGAGGUUAGAGUGAGCUCUCCGUGAUGUCUCCCUGCCAGGGCCAGCCGCCUCGCGGUCCCCCCACCCCGUACAGCAGUGGUGGCGCCGCGACCACGCCCUCGCGCGUCGGCCCUUCCCUCUGCUAGCACCCUUCGCAGGGCGCCAGCCCGGGUCCCGGCGUCAGGCAGCUACACUGCUGUGGUCUGUCACUGCGGAGGUCCCAGCCUUCGCGGGCCGGGGCCUCCGCCGCCCCGGCAGUACGGGGAGAAGGACCAUGGCGUCCUGCGUGGGGAGCCGUACUCUGAGCAAGGAUGAUGUGAACUACAGGAUGCAUUUCCGCAUGAUCAACGAGCAGCAAGUGGAGGACAUCACCAUAGACUUCUUCUAUCGGCCGCACACUAUCACCCUGCUCAGCUUCACCAUCAUCAGCCUCAUGUACUUCGCCUUCACCAGGGAUGACUCUGUUCCAGAAGACAACAUCUGGAGAGGCAUCCUCUCAGUGAUUUUCUUUUUUCUCAUCAUCAGCGUGUUAGCGUUCCCCAAUGGCCCAUUUACUCGACCUCAUCCAGCCUUAUGGAGAAUGGUUUUUGGCCUCAGUGUGCUGUACUUCCUCUUUUUGGUAUUUCUCCUUUUCCUGAACUUCGAGCAAGUUAAAUCCCUAAUGUAUUGGCUAGAUCCCAAUCUUCGAUAUGCCACAAGAGAAGCGGACAUCAUGGAGUAUGCUGUGAACUGCCACGUGAUCACCUGGGAGAGGAUCGUCAGUCACUUUGAUAUAUUUGCAUUUGGGCAUUUCUGGGGCUGGGCCAUGAAGGCCUUGUUGAUCCGUAGUUAUGGGCUCUGCUGGACAAUCAGCAUCACCUGGGAGCUGACAGAGCUUUUCUUCAUGCAUCUGCUGCCCAACUUUGCUGAGUGCUGGUGGGACCAGGUCAUUCUGGACAUCCUGUUGUGUAAUGGUGGUGGCAUCUGGCUGGGCAUGGUUGUUUGCCGAUUUUUGGAGAUGAGGACUUACCACUGGGCAAGCUUCAAGGACAUCCACACCACCACAGGGAAGAUCAAACGUGCUGUGCUGCAAUUCACCCCUGCUAGCUGGACUUACGUCAGGUGGUUUGACCCUAAGUCUUCCUUUCAGAGAGUGGCUGGGAUAUACCUAUUCAUGAUCAUCUGGCAGCUGACUGAGUUGAAUACCUUCUUCUUGAAGCACAUCUUUGUGUUCCAAGCCAGCCAUCCUUUAAGCUGGUGUAGAAUUCUCUUCAUCGGCUGCAUUACAGCUCCUACAGUGAGACAGUACUAUGCCUACCUCACUGACACGCAGUGCAAGCGCGUAGGGACACAGUGCUGGGUGUUUGGGGUCAUUGGUUUCUUGGAAGCUAUUGUUUGCAUAAAAUUUGGACAAGAUCUCUUCUCUAAGACCCAGAUACUCUACGUUGUAUUUUGGCUUCUUUGUGUGGCCUUCACCACGUUCCUGUGUCUGUACGGCAUGGUUUGGUAUGCAGAGCACUAUGGCCACCGGGAAAAGACCUACUCAGAGUGUGAAGAUGGUACUUACAGUCCAGAGAUCUCCUGGCAUCAUGGGAAAGGCUCAAAAGGUUCUGAAGACAGCCCACCCAAGCAUUCAAGCAACAAUGAAAGCCAUUCUUCCAGAAGAAGGAACCGGCAUUCCAAGUCCAAAGUCACCAAUGGAGUUGGAAAGAAAUGAAGGGACCUAGUUAAUCUCACAUGUUCCAGAGAGUGCCUAGACCUGAGAGGGCAACAAAACACACUCAGACCUUCCUAUGUGGAGAUCAAAAUGUACAGAACUUACACAAAGAACAGAAGGGACUUUGGGGAUCAUGAUUUGAGAGUGUAAGUCUUGUCUCCCAUUGCCCUGAACACACAUUAGACUGGCCAUGGCUUGGGGUACUUUGCCUACAGGAGGUGUCCUCUAACUUCAGCACAUGCCGUGUGGUUGCUGAUCUCUAUGCAGUGUGCUGGGAGGACAGGAUAGCUGUUUGCUCCUGGUUGCCAGCAAUGGCUCUAUGCUCAUGUGUCUUGUGGACGCUGUAUAAAUAACUUCGUUCAGAUGCCGACUUGACCAACUGGUUAAUGAACUGCUCACUGGGUUUUAUUUUUAUGAAUCUGCCUUUCCAUUUGACUGAUUAAGUUCACUUUGCUUUUUUAUCUUUUAUUUCAUAUUUUCUAGUUAGAAUGCUUAAAAGCUUCCAGAAUCCACUGCUGAAAUUGGGGUUCCUUCGAGAGAAAGGGUGAGGGAGCUUUUGUGUCCCUGCUUAGCAUAUUCAGUCCCUAGCCACAUGACAGAUGAUCAGCAGUCUAAGUUUGAAGGAGGCUGACUGCUUGCACUAGAGCCUGAGCUUCGGAUUGGAACACUGUCCAGCCCGAGUGUACAAAAGCGACCCUGCUGCAGGAGCUGGGGCACUGCGGCUCCUCUCCUGCCAGGUGCCUUUCCCGUGUGCUUGGUUUCCUUCCGUGGUGUGUUGCCUACUUUGUCUUUCUGUCUCAUGUGAGGUGCUAGUGAGUAUUAAUUAACUCUCAUCUGUGCCAUGCUCUCCUAGAACAUUCUCCCACCCUGGAUCCUUGUUUUAAAUAAAUCAGUUCACAUGAAAAACUUCUCAAA